GACAUUAUUUCUCUGUGUCUAGACUCUAGAAACAACCCCAAAAAUGAGUGGAAGAGGCAAAACCGGCGGAAAGGCCAGAGCAAAGGCAAAGACCCGCUCAUCCCGUGCCGGGCUCCAGUUCCCGGUCGGUCGUGUCCACAGACUGCUGCGCAAAGGGAACUAUGCCCAGCGUGUUGGUGCCGGUGCCCCCGUGUACCUGGCAGCUGUGCUGGAGUACCUGACUGCUGAGAUCCUGGAGUUGGCUGGAAACGCUGCCCGUGACAACAAGAAGACUCGUAUCAUCCCCCGUCACCUGCAGCUGGCUGUCCGCAACGACGAGGAGCUCAACAAGCUGCUGGGCGGAGUGACCAUCGCUCAGGGCGGCGUGCUGCCCAACAUCCAGGCUGUCCUGCUGCCCAAGAAGACCGAGAAGGCCGCCAAGAAGUAAACACCUACCAAGGACUGCAAACAAACACAAAGGCUCUUUUAAGAGCCACUCACCAUACACCUUAAAGAGCAGAGCUUCACUGAUGUGAAAAUAAGGGAUUGAUGUAUUGUUUACUCUGAUUACUUGAUGCAUCGCAUGAAGGCUUUUCUCAGAUUCAUAACUGGAAUAAAUGAAUCACACAAGGCGA
This is a messenger RNA of Notolabrus celidotus (New Zealand spotty), 614 nucleotides long. RefSeq names its product histone H2A. Gene Ontology annotation, molecular function: protein heterodimerization activity; DNA binding; structural constituent of chromatin. The transcript has a single exon. Gene Ontology annotation, cellular component: nucleosome. Bases 44 to 427 code for a protein of 127 amino acids. NCBI's taxonomy places the organism in Eukaryota, Metazoa, Chordata, Actinopteri, Labriformes, Labridae. The record is from RefSeq and is a predicted model, not a curated record.